Messenger RNA from Mytilus californianus (California mussel), 1896 nucleotides. RefSeq names its product adhesion G protein-coupled receptor B2-like. NCBI's taxonomy places the organism in Eukaryota, Metazoa, Mollusca, Bivalvia, Mytilida, Mytilidae. Bases 103 to 1779 code for a protein of 558 amino acids. The transcript has 4 exons. The record is from RefSeq and is a predicted model, not a curated record.
UGUAAUGUUAUAGGUGUCAGUUUGAGUAAAUGUUGGUUGAUGUAUCAAACAGUUAUUUAUUAAAACUUAAAUUUGCGAUUGGAAGGGAAGAGAAACAUUGAUAUGAUGGCCAAAUCAUAUUCUAAUCAUGAUUGGAAUACUUCAACAAAAACCGGUUUUGAUGAAAAUCAAACGUAUGAACCGUUGAAGCCGCAGCACUUUGAAACAUCGAAUUACAGGUAUGAUACCUUGCAAAACAUUCAAAAUGCAGAACAAAUUUAUAAAAACUCGACUAAUAGAAACAGGGAACAAGAUGAUUGUAUGAUGGAGCAGAAACAAACUUAUCAAAGCUUGACUAUUGAACGUGGACUUACUCAGAACAUAUAUGAUUCCACACAGUGUCAGGGCGACGCAGAAUACAUGUAUGUGUCAGAAAAUUGUGUGAAUUCAGGACCAACAUCAAGAAGCUACAAUCAUAAUACUUAUUGUGAUGCUUAUCAUAUUACAGAUGUUAAGCAAGAUGAUUAUUAUAGCGAACUGCAAACCCAGACUUCUUGUGAUUCUAAAUUAUAUGAGAGUGUAGAUGAGAAGCAACUGAAUCUCACUCAAAGCAUUUUAACCCGUAAAAAUGCCGCUAGCAGUUGCAAAAAUCCGACAAUUUCCGAUAGUCAGCGAGGAAAACGGUUGGCAUGUGUUUUCUUUGUUCUUCUUCUUGUAAGUGCCAUAGCGGUUGCAGCUGCUUUUUUGUUGACGAAGAUCAAUACUGAGGAUCCAGACAGGCAAAACAUUACGGAGAAGGUGUUGAAUAACACAUCAGUAUGUGAGUGGGCCACAUGGUCUUCCUGGACAGAAUGCAGUGUUUCAUGUGGAAAUGGUACACACUAUAGAGAAAGACACCAAGAUGGAAAACUACUAACAUGUAAUGGUAAAGCUGAAAAUGACACAAGAACGUGCACUUAUAAAUUGUGCCAAGUGUUGAAUAACACAUCAGUAUGCGAGUGGGACACAUGGUCUUCCUGGACAGAAUGCAGUGUUUUAUGUGGAAUUGGUACACAAUAUAGAGAAAGACAACAAAAUAGAAGAAUACAAACAUGUAAUGGUAAAGCUGAUAAUGACACAAGAACAUGCACUAGUAAACAUUGCCAAGAUAGCGGACGACCGCUGGACAUAAGGUUCGACUCAUCUACUCUAAAUGCGAACCGGUAUUUAUCAAGAGACAACAGAAUUCUGAGCAACCAGUGGUCUAGGCAAACACAAAAAGGUUCUCCUGAUAGAGGGGCACUACAAAAGUAUAGUGGAGUCAUUGCAGACCAGUGUUUUGGAAACGGAAAGAAAAUAUAUUACCGUGUUUUCUAUAACUAUAUAUUGGAAACUGUUUUGUCGGGCACUAAUCUUAUUUUAGAAGUAGGUCUUUCACAGCGUGACGAAAUUGAUCAUGAUGAUUUUGUUGGACAGAAACAGAGAUAUGGUUGGUCAUUUGCUCUUGCCAAAUGCGGGCCGUCAUACAAAGGUAUUUGUUUCAGGGCAAAACAUCUGGGAAAUUUAACAACUAAUGAAUUUUUCAGUGGGAACAGUGUAGGCUUGCAGAAAAAUGGUACAUUUGAAUUACUUAUAGACAGAGAGCACAAUAAGUUUUCAUUGAAAAAUUCAAAUACACAUAAACCUGCUACUUCAUUUGAAAAUGUUGCCUCGAACAAAAAUCUUUGUCCCGUAUUCGGAGUUCAUAAUAUACGAAAAGUUAAUGUUCAACUCAUGAUCUUAGAAAGUAGAGAUGUAACACAAGAACAGUUCGAACUAUAAAUCAAAGAGAGGGUGAGAUAAUGGAGGGGGGAAGAGAGAGAGAAAAUGUUCUUGCGUAUUUUUCAUGAAUUAACAUGAUAUAGUUUAAUGAGAAGGGAAUAAACUAUUCUAUAUUUA